CCGCCCCGUUCAGGUUGAUGCUGUAAGCGCUGGAAAGCGGAGUUACUUUGUGCACAAAAGCGAUGGCAGAAAUAUCGCUUUAUCUAUCCAGCGUCAGUAUAACUGUGGCACAUGAUAUGGACCCUGACAAGAGCUCUGGAAAAGAGAAGGACUAUGAGUGUGUGGAGCUUGGUGAUCUGGACAGAAAAGAGAAGACCCCACGCCGCAUUAUUCAUUUCUCCAGCGGAGAGACCAUGGAAGAAUACAGCACAGAUGAGGAGGAGGAAGACACAACACAGAACACAAAGAAAGACCUUCUGUCCUCCAUAGACACUUCCAAGCUGACCUGGGGCCCGUAUGUCUGGUUUCAGAUGUGGAGAGCAGCUACAUCCACGAUAUCUGCUUGUGAUUUAAUCGGUGAGCGAAUGGCAUCACUUUUUGGCAUCACCUCAGCUAAAUAUCAGUAUGCCAUCGAUGAAUACAGCCGGUCAAAGAGGGAGAAGGAGGAGAGAGAUGAAGAUAUGCGGCUCUCUGAAGAGGCAGAGCACCUGUUUGAAGAGCAGAAAAUUGAUGAGGAUGAGGAUGAGGAUGAAGAUGAGGAUGAUGAUCCAAAGACCAAGCAGCCUGACAACAACAGUACUCAAGUACAGAUGACCAAUGAGCUGGACCUCCACCGUUCUGUUGUCCCCAACACCCUUCACAUCCCGGCUCUCGUUACUCGCACUUAACUGCAGAUAUAUUUUGUCGUAUAUUUGUGGUUUAACCACUAGCCAGUGUUACUUAAAGCACUUAAUAUUCUGAUUUCUGAAUAUUAACUUGUGUCUUUGACUGUCUUAAUGCACUGAUCCUGGGCCAGUGAAUCUAUAUUUACUGAUCAUGGUGCUAAUGAGGAGGUGAGACCCAAAAUAAUUUCUUUGUCUAAAAAUGGAACUACAGUACCAUGAUUACACUGAACAUUUCUACAGUAUGUGUGUUUUUAAUUGACUCUGUACAGUAUGUAUGUAUGAAUUACUAUUAUUAGUGUUGUGAAACAUCUGAUGGACUUCCAUCGAUGCAGGGACACAUACCUCACGCUCAAUUU
Carassius auratus (goldfish) is the source of this 1060-nucleotide messenger RNA. RefSeq names its product protein FAM177A1 (gene fam177a1b). Lineage: Eukaryota; Metazoa; Chordata; Actinopteri; Cypriniformes; Cyprinidae. The coding region runs from base 63 to 707 and encodes 214 amino acids. The record is from RefSeq and is a predicted model, not a curated record. The transcript is spliced from 5 exons.